UUGAUAUUGAACUAAAUAAAUGAUGCCCAAAGCUAUUGCCAAAGCAAAAUACAACUGUCGCCAUGACAACUGUAAGGAAGAAAGAAGAGCGCAUUGUAAAGACCACCAGACUAUGAUUUGCUUGUUCCAUUGUGACCUAUUCCACUUGAACUGUGACACGAGACAAUUAUAAUUAGUCCUUCAGACUUGAAAGCUUCUUUGAAUCCUCUUAAUAGGUCUUUGAGCCAGAUAACAAGAUUCUCUCAUACCUACAAGAGCUUCAAAAAGCACGUUAAGGACUAUAAGGGUGAAAUUGAUUACUUUAUUCCUGAGUUUGCAAAUCUCGAAACAAAAGUUAAUGAUGCCAUCGAAAAUGAUACCUUUGAGAAGUUUGAAGAAAUCAGAGAGGAAAUUUUAGAUCUCUACAAGAAGUUUGAUACUAGCGCAUUUUACCAACAAUUCAAAGAUUUCUUGUUCCGCAAAAACAUAGAGGAGAGUCAGGAGGAUAUCCAGGACAAUCUUUCAUGCCUUGGUCAUAAGGCUAAAAAUCACCAAUUGUUGAAGAAGCAUGAGGAUAGAAUCGUUCAAGAGGCAAAAACAAAGGGGCUCAUGCAGAGAAUCAGAGACCUUGAGAAAGAAAAUGCUAAUUUAAAAAGAGGGAUCAAUCAUAACCGAGUCGUCCAAAAUGAAGAGGAGAAAGUUGAACUCUCUCAAAGUGAUAAUCUUCAAUUAAACGUUGAAUCUCAGAAUUAUCCAAAUGAUAUUCCCAACAAAAUUGCAGAUCAAGAAGCAUCUCAAUCUUCGAUAGAACUUGACUUUACUCAAAAAGAAGACUAUGAAAUUGACGAAAUUCUGAUUGAAGGCAAAAAAUUAAAGAACUGAAAGAGAAUUGCCCUAUGUAUUGAUAAUAGAGUUCAUAGAGAACUCAUUGAGAAUUCAUUCCCAGACCAUGUGAAUAUCCUAAAUGUAUGAAUGCAAGAAUAUUCAAGAAUAAGAGAUUCAAAUUUACUAGAUGGACUUUUCGCAGUUAUUAAUAGAGCAUCAGAUGAAGUAACCUUAGAAAACUUUCAUUUUACUCAAAACGAUUUAGAGAUAAUCUUUACCAAUAUCACAGCAAAGAGACUUAAUUUAGCUAAAACUAGCUUUAAGAUAUCAGAUACAGUAGAUUUUACAUGUGAAAGCUCUAACUUAGAAUGCUUGGGCCUAAACAAGUGUGGAAUUAAAGAUAGAAAUAAUUGGAAGAAUAGCAUAGAGACUCUCGAAACUCUUCUCAAUGGGCUAUUUGACUCCAAAAUAUCAGAAUCUUUGAGAACAAUUGAUAUUUCCAACUGUGGUAUUAAGGUUCCUAAACUUAACGAAAUGUUAGACAGGCUCAGGUUGUACCAUUUGGAGAUCACCAGAGACCAUCAAUAAUCUUACUUUUUACAACAAUUACGUACACAAU
This is a messenger RNA of Moneuplotes crassus, 1423 nucleotides long. NCBI's taxonomy places the organism in Eukaryota, Ciliophora, Spirotrichea, Euplotida, Euplotidae. The record is from the annotation of a GenBank genome assembly.